AUGCUAUCGACAGUGGCAGUGGACGACGCUAUUCGCACGCUGAGCGUAGAGCUGACCAAGGAAAAAGGUGCCUCUGUGAUUGGCGAAACCGAGGCGGAGAGAGAGGUCCUGAUGCAUUACGCUACCAAGGGUCGACGUCGUGCUGCUAUGGGGGCGAUCACUGGCUCCUCAGUCAUGGCGGGAUUGUGGAAGAUGUCGAAGAACAAGCAAAGACUGGUCGGGGCGUUUGCAAUGAUGUCUGGUGGUCUCUUUGGAGCUUCGUAUGGCGUGAUAAGUAUUCGUCGAAACUUGCUCUCGGAUCUCUUGAUGCUGCCACCGGACAAGUCGCCUUUUGCAACUCAUGCCAGGACCAUUUUGACGACCAAAAUACCGGAUAAUUCGUUCGUGCAAGAGCUCAACGAGAAGUUCAAAAACUCACUAGCCGCAACUGACUCGUGGGUCGAUGACGCCGACGCGCUGCAUGGUCUUGGACCGAAAACCCCGUCAAAAGGCCUUCCACAUCCGACUCGCCGUUUUGACAGCGCAAUCGACACGAGCGCCUCUUCGACCACGGGCCUCGAUCCGUCGCGUACCAAGAAAGACUCCAGCGAUGAAGAUGUCGGAGAGCCAGAUCACAGCGUAAGUCGCUCACCGUUUUUUUUCGGUGCAAAGCCCUCGUCGGAUGACGCUCUGGACAACGGCGACCGCGACACUCCACUUUCUCGUGACCCGUAUGCGCAUUUUACGCGUGAUCCUCGCCGCUCGCAACCCGACACGAAUGCAGCGCCACUGCGUCACGACGAAGACGACUACUUUUUCGACGCAGCCGGCAGUCGCGAUGAUCCCGUCAAGCCUACUACUUGGGAAGAAAUCCGACGUCGAGCUGCAGCGCAGCGCAAAUAA
Molecule: messenger RNA, 882 nt
Organism: Hyaloperonospora brassicae
Lineage: Eukaryota; Oomycota; Peronosporomycetes; Peronosporales; Peronosporaceae
Source: the annotation of a GenBank genome assembly